AAAACAGAAACAAACAAUUAGAACAAUUAGCAUUAGAAAUCAUCCCCAUUUAUUCAUCUACAUCACUACCCAUAACAGAAACAAAAACCUCUAAAGUUAAUAUUUAUUUAACUGAACAAUUUAUUCCCAAAAAUGAUUUUGUAUUCCCUAAAACAAAUGGAAGAUCAUGUCAGUUGAAAUGGUUCAAUUCGUUUAGUUGGCUUCAUUAUGUGAAAGAAAAAAAUGUUGUUUUAUGUUAUCCGUGUGCUUUGGCCAGUCAAACUAAAAAAACAAAAAUAAAAAUUCAUGGGCAAGAAUCGUUUAUCGAUACUGGAUUUCAAAAUUGGAAGAAGGGCACUGAGCGGUUUUCUAUACACGAAAAAAGUGAAAACCAUAGAGCAUCAAUAGAAUAUUUAAAUUUUCGUAACAACAAGCGUCCUGUUAUAUCUUUAAUUACUGAACAGUCUUUAAAUGAACAAAAAGAAGCUCGUACAGUAUUUAAAAUUGUUAUUAGCUCUAUUCGUUACUUAGCUCGUAGCGGUCAAGCUAUUCGUGGUGGUACAUGGGACUCUGGAAACUUAAUUUAUUUAUUACAAGAGCGUUCACUUGAAAAUCCUGCACUAAAAAUUUGGCUUGAAAAACGAAACAAUUGGUUAAGUGGGGAUAUUCAAAAUGAGUUACUUGAAACUAUGGCGCAUUUUGUUUUACGGAAGAUUAAAAAUUCAGUUCUAAAAAGUCCAUUUAUGGCCAUAAUGGCUGAUGGCACUACAGAUAUUUCUGGUCAGGAACAGUUUAGCAUUUGUUUUCGUUUUUUAAAUACAAUUUCUUUAAAUAUAAACGAAAUUUUUGUGGGAAUGUAUAAUCCUCCAAGUGGAAAUGCUGAAACAUUAUUUUCUUGCAUCAAUGAUUUAUUGACACGUAUGUGUCUUAGUUUUGAAAAUGUUAGAGGACUUUGUUUUGACGGAGCGGCAACUAUGUCUGGUCAUAUAAGUGGAGUACAAAAGCGAAUUUCUGAUGUACAACCUAAAUCUAUAUUUAUCCAUUGUUCAAAUCAUUCAUUGGACUUAGCAUUGAGUGAUACUAUUAAAACUGUAGAUUUUGCUAAUGAUGCUCUAAAUUUAAUCAGAUUUGUAAGCAAUACAAUCUUAGAUUCAUCAAAACGCAAAAACAUAUUUUCUGGUAUUGUUCUUUCGACUAACUUAGAUGAAGAAAAUGACUAUACAACUGAAAAUAUACCAGGCAUUAUUCCUUUUUGUCCUACAAGAUGGACAGUCCGAGUAAAAGCAGUUAAUAGAUUUAUAGAAAAUUAUGAAAGGGUUCUUUUAACAGUACAGGAAAUUUUAAAAGAUUCAAAUUCAAUUA
Messenger RNA from Myzus persicae (green peach aphid), 1341 nucleotides. Its product is annotated as zinc finger MYM-type protein 1-like. Lineage: Eukaryota; Metazoa; Arthropoda; Insecta; Hemiptera; Aphididae. The record is from RefSeq and is a predicted model, not a curated record. The transcript has a single exon. The annotation marks the transcript as partial.